UAAAGCUGGAGGUGGGAAUCACAUUGUAGAGAGAGAGAGAGAGGUGCGUGGUCAUAUCGUCAUCUUUUUGCAUUUCUUUACCUUCUCAAUUCCCAAUGUGAGAAAGAGAGAGAACAGAGUUGGUCUGGUAAAAAAAACUUGGGAGUGAGUGAGUGAGUGAAUGAAUGAAAGAAAGAGAUAAACCAGAGAGAGAAAGUGAAAGGGAAAGAAUAAUAUAUUCUAUAUAUCAAACACCCUUUUGUUGUACUUAAUUCCUCAAAUCAAAUGUGGCUGAUUUAUACUUCAUGGAUCCGUUUUUUCCGCUUCUUCAACAGCGUCUUAUAAGUUUCUCAGCUUUUCAAACGCUCUCCAUCUCUUUCAUAUCUAAAAGACUAACUACUCCUGCUGCCACGCUAGUUUUCUCUACUUGCUUUUACUUCCAGUCAUUGUCACUCUUCAUUUUCUCAUUGCUACAGCCAUCCCUUUCUUUCUUUUUCUUGAAUCUCGUCUCCAUAGAAAACUAAACAAGAAAAAGUUGUAUUUUUUACGUCUAGAGAUGGGCAAGGAAUGGCAUUGGGUUGCUGGCAGAUCCUCCAAGAGAGGCGGAGGAGGAGGAGGAGGAGGAGGAAGACUAGAUAAAGACAGUUCAACCACUCCUUCAGGCUGUAUGUGCUCUGUCUUUCAGUUAUUUGAUUUCCAUCAGUUCCAGUUUCCUUCGCACCAGCAGCAGCCUUCGUUAAAGCCCGACUCUUUCCUUCCUCAGCCUGAGCCUCCUGAGACUGAGCUCUCUAUCGCCAAAGGCGCUGAAGCACCAAGGAAUAGCUUGGAGUUAGAGGAGCCUUCAUCGCCAACUACAGUUACAGAUGAUGAAAGUUUAAAUAUCCCAAUGGGUAUUCAAAUUAAAACAACUAUUGGAGAUGCAAGUUCAAGAGGACAAGGAGCUCCAAAUGAUUCUUCUUCCUCAGAAAUCAGCUCUUCCCCAAGUAUCAAGACCCCAAAUUUGGUCGCUAGACUCAUGGGUCUUGAUCUUCUUCCUGAUCAAAGCUUCUCUCCUAUCUCUUCUCCAUCAACUCAUGGGAUACCAAAUCCUUUAGGAAAAUCUCAUCUACACCACCAUUUUCGACGUCGGCAGUUUCUCCAAAGCAAAACAAGUGGCCACAGAAGUAGUUUGGACAGUGAUUUUUCAGGUACGCGUUCUUUGCCGGAGACUCCAAGAAUAUCUUCAGCUAGAAGAUCAGAUGUGGAACACCGCUUGUCGCUUCAGAUCAAUAAAGAGAACCUGAGCCCCAAUGAAGAACUGAUUCUCUCUCGUAUCUCAUCGUUAAAGAGAAAAGAGCUCAAAACUGAAGAAGAGAAUAGAAGUCCAGGCCACUAUGCCAGGCAGAUUGUGAAGCAUGUCAAAGAAAGCGUUAGCAGGAAGGCUGGUUUGGACAUUACAAACACGGUCAGAAACAGAGAUCAAGCCAGCAGAGUAGAGCUUAUUUGCCAAGUGAAGUCCAAGAAGUUAAGCAAGGUUCUAACUAAAGCCGCUGAUGAUUCAAGUCCAGGCAAGCAAACAGCUUCUUGCUCACCAAGACUCAAAUUCUUGGAACCCAGGAAUAGGCCAAUCCCCAGUGUACCAUCCACCAAGGGCCACAGUAUUUCUCAAUCUUUACAACCAUCAAUUCCGGUACAUUCACAGGUCAAUAUCAUGACACAAAAGACCAAAGCUCCAACAAAGUCUAAGUUGCAGCUGGUGCAAGAGCAAGAGUACCUCCACCAGCAGCAACAGAUACCUAUCAAGAAGUGCAAGAAAGUGGCUGAAGAGAGGUUUGGUCCACCACCUAGACUCAAGAAACCUCCGCAAACUUCGGAUAUUAUCCGAAACAAGCAGGAAGAACCAUUUGUGCGUCCAGCAAUGGCAACCAGAGCAAACAUUCCUGACAAGAAAUGCAAGAAAACCCCACUAUCAAAUGACCUGCUCCUCCUUCCAGUCAAGAAAGAUCCUACUCCUCCGGCCACAAAGAUUCCUCAGAAACCGGCACCAAAUGCUCAAGAAUCGAAACGUAGCUCACAGUUAUCUAGUUGUUCGAGCCAGUCGUACAACCAACGAGAAGCGCUCAACGCCCGAGGCAGUAACAAGAGCAGCAAUGAGGACAGGUCUAACGGUGCUGCCACCACCACCAUCACCGGAGAUGUAGCAGCAGAAGAAUAUGAGUACAUCACUCGAAUACUAAGACGUACUGGCAUAGACAAGGAUACCCCAGUGUCGUUUACUAGGUGGUUCUCUCCAUCCCAUCCAUUAGACCCUUCAAUUUUUUAUUAUCUUGAAUAUUUCACCACUAUUUCGCCUGCUUCCACCAGCAAUGGAAAUUACGCUUAUGGUAAACUCAGGCAUAGGUGUAAUAGAAAGUUACUGUUUCACCUUGUGGAUGAAAUGCUGGUCGAGAUAUUGAAGCCUUACAUGAACAUGAAACCAUGGGCAAGCUCAUCAAUCGGUGUAUGUGAUUUUAUUGCUGGUAAAAAAGACGUGCAUGGCUCACACUUAAUUGACAUGCUAUGUUCGAAAGUUAGAAGCUUCCCCUGCGCAGACUGUCGCGUUCUUGAAGACAUUGAUGCUUUAAUAGACAGAGACAUGCCCCAAUUUCAGCUUCAGAGCGAAGUAGCUUUUGGCGAAGAAGGGGAAGGGAUCGUAUCGGAGAUUGAGAAGGAUUUACUAGACACAUUAACACAUGAAAUGGCGGUGAUUCUUUAUGGUGAUAAGUGAAACGGCAAGGCGUUUUUUGAUGGAUAAGAAUAUAAAAGAGUAAUAAGAGAGAGACAGGAGGCAGAAGGGUCACAUGGGGUCAUUCACGUGAUGAGAUGCUAUUCGUUGGGGUUAGUUGUGGACCCCGAGAUUGGGACUUGUAAAGAGGUUUGAGGUCUACACGUGGAAAUAGCUACUCUCGGCCGACAACUCUCGCUUUCUGAUUGGUUCUCAAAAGACCACAAUUGGCAGAGGAAUCCCAUUCUCUCUCUCUCUCUUGUAUAUUAUACAGUAUUUUAUUUUUUUCUUUUUAAUGUUAAAGAGGUUUAAUUAGGAAAAUAAAUGGGUUUUCCUAAUAAAGGCCAAAUAUAAUAAUAUAUUAGCUGUAAUUACUGUUUCAUGUA
Messenger RNA from Manihot esculenta (cassava), 3108 nucleotides. RefSeq lists its product as uncharacterized. The transcript has 4 exons. The coding region runs from base 536 to 2725 and encodes 729 amino acids. The record is from RefSeq and is a predicted model, not a curated record. Lineage: Eukaryota; Viridiplantae; Streptophyta; Magnoliopsida; Malpighiales; Euphorbiaceae.